Messenger RNA from Mastomys coucha (southern multimammate mouse), 1344 nucleotides. It is a transcript of the gene Ptges, whose product is annotated as prostaglandin E synthase. Gene Ontology annotation, cellular component: membrane. The record is from RefSeq and is a predicted model, not a curated record. Gene Ontology annotation, biological process: prostaglandin biosynthetic process. Gene Ontology annotation, molecular function: prostaglandin-E synthase activity. Lineage: Eukaryota; Metazoa; Chordata; Mammalia; Rodentia; Muridae. The transcript has 3 exons. The coding region runs from base 70 to 531 and encodes 153 amino acids.
CCGCCUUGUGAGACGGUCUCACUCUCAGUCCGGGUGUCCUCGAGUGGAAGCCUAGGCUGGUUAGCCGAGAUGCCUUCCCUGGGCCUGGUGAUGGAGAACGGCCAGGUGCUCCCGGCCUUUCUGUUCUGCAGCACACUGCUGGUCAUCAAGAUGUACGCGGUAGCUGUCAUCACAGGCCACACCAGGCUGCGGAAAAAGGCUUUUGCCAACCCCGAGGAUGCGCUGAAACGUGGAGGCCUCCAGUAUUAUAGGAGUGACCCAGACGUGGAGCGCUGCCUCAGAGCUCACCGCAACGACAUGGAGACAAUCUACCCUUUCCUCUUCCUUGGCUUCGUCUACUCAUGCCUGGGACCCAACCCUCUGAUCGCCUGGAUCCAUUUCCUCGUUGUCCUCACAGGCCGCAUGGUUCACACUGUGGCCUACCUGGGCAAGCUGAACCCACGCAUUCGCUCCGGGGCCUAUGUCCUGGCCCAGGUCUCCUGCUUCUCUAUGGCUCUGCAGAUCCUCUGGGAAGUGGCCCAUCAUCUGUGAGCAGCAGCCGAAGCCUCCUCAGCUACCACAAUGGGGACAGAGCCCUGAAGGCUGAACCUGAGGACUUGGUGUCCCUUCUAGAAUAGGGAUGGGCUCAGGUCCUGGGUUCCUGGCUAACCUAGGUAUAUGGAUCUCUGGGCUCAAUGUGCACAUGUGUGUUUCUUAGCCUUUUGGGAUCCUGGGUGAAGUGCCUGAUUAGAACCACUUACAGAUGAGCUGUCGAAAUUGACAGAACAUGCUUUACCUCACAAAAUGCCUUAAACAUUGCACCACACUCCCUCUUACCCAUAAAACAAAGGACAGAGGAUUGUCCAACAGAGCCAUCAUUCCAUAUAGGGCUAAAAAUGAAGGCUUUUCAGACCUACCUACAAUUCUGGCCCAGCCCGAGGAGAGCCACCUGGCUGGUGUGUGUCCGAGGAUGGCCUCACAAGAGGCCCAGCAGUGGGCAGCUCCCUGUGGAGGUAGGGUGCGUGCUAUUUUUUCAGAGGUGGGAAGGUCAGAGCGUCCCUGUCCCCUGCCCCCUGUUGAUACCUCCCUGUCAUUUGAGUGCCUUGGGUAGCACAGGCUCAGGGUGGUGAGAAUGUUUCACGGCUCAGCCUGCUUGUGCAAGGCCUUGGCUCCUCCACAGACUGAAAGGAUGGGCUUUGACCAACCACUGAAAGGGAGCUUUGGGCUUCUUCAGCUCUGUGAGGUUUGAAGAUGCCAAAUGUCUACUCCUGUGGCAAAUCUCACUUAUGUGUGUGUGUGUAUGGUGUCCCUCUAGAGUCCUCCUUGAGACCUGUUCAGGUUUAGUCAUUAAACAGCAGAAUGUGA